Rhinolophus ferrumequinum (greater horseshoe bat) is the source of this 1198-nucleotide messenger RNA. RefSeq names its product nucleophosmin-like. The transcript has 3 exons. Bases 1 to 1047 code for a protein of 348 amino acids. Lineage: Eukaryota; Metazoa; Chordata; Mammalia; Chiroptera; Rhinolophidae. Gene Ontology annotation, cellular component: ribonucleoprotein complex; nucleolus; cytoplasm. Gene Ontology annotation, molecular function: chromatin binding; histone binding; RNA binding. Gene Ontology annotation, biological process: ribosomal large subunit biogenesis; ribosomal small subunit biogenesis; ribosomal small subunit export from nucleus. The record is from RefSeq and is a predicted model, not a curated record.
AUGAUUUUGGAGCCUACCACUCAGGCUGCCCCCGUCCGCGCUUGCUCUAAAGCCCGCGCCUCCGUCGACUCCCCAGUGCAAGGCAGAGAUGGGACUGAAUCCACGUUUGUCCGACUUCAGCGCCUGGAUUCAAACCACUUCACUCCCACAUCUCCGGGGAAUCCAACCAACUGUGCUCUACUUCAGUCCGGGAAACUGGGUCAGGCUACAAAAUCAAUCACUAUAGAAACCGUGCAUCUAAAUUUCAAAAGUGCGUGCCACCACCCCACGGAAGAUUCGAUGGACAUGGACAUGAGGCCCCUGAGGCCCCAGAACUAUCUUUUCAGUUGUGAACUAAAGGCCGACAAAGGUUAUCACUUUAAAGUGGAUAAUGAUGAAAAUGAGCACCAAUUAUCUUUAAGAACGGUCAGUUUAGGGGCUGGUGCAAAGGAUGAAUUGCACAUUGUUGAAGCAGAGGCAAUGAAUUAUGAAGGCAGUCCCAUUAAAGUAACACUGGCAACUUUGAAAAUGUCUGUACAGCCAACGGUUUCCCUUGGGGGCUUUGAAAUAACACCACCUGUGGACUUACGGUUGAAGUGUGGUUCAGGGCCUGUGCAUAUUAGUGGACAGCACUUAGUAGCUGUAGAGGAAGAUGCAGAGUCAGACGAUGACGAGGAGGAGGAUAUGAAACUCCUAAGUAUAUCUGGAAAGCGCUCUGCCCCUGGAAGUGGUAGCAAGAUUCCACAGAAAAAAGUAAAACUUGCUGCUGAUGAAGAUGACGACGAUGAUGAUGAUGAUGAUGAUGACGACAAAGAUGAUGAUGAUGAUGAGUUUGACGAUGAGGAAGCUGCAGAAGAAGCUCCUAUAAAGAACUCUGUUCGAGAUACUCCAGCCAAAAAUGCACAAAAAUCAAACCAGAAUGGAAAAGACUCAAAACCAUCAACACCAAGAUCAAAAGGUCAAGAAUCCUUCAAAAAACAGGGAAAAACUCCUAAAACACCAAAAGGGCCUAGUUCUGUAGAAGACAUUAAAGCAAAAAUGCAAGCAAGUAUAGAAAAAGCACAUUGAACAAUCCUGGGCACUACUGGUAAAUUAAGCCCAAAGAUGGGGAGAGAGGAAAAAGGAGAGACAAAUAGAGUCUAUACUGAGUGUCAUCAACAAUCCAGACUGAAGUCUUCUAUUUUCGUCUCAAUCCCCUUUCCUGAUUUGCCACCCACCC